AUGCAUCAGCCACCUCGGGGCCAGCAACAGCCAGAGCCGGUGCCUGCUCAAACAGAACCCACGCCCUCAACUCCACAUGUCACCGUGUCAGCAUCAGCACCACCAGCAGCAUCCCCAGCGGCACCACCACCAACAGAACCACCCAUACCGCCGUCCUUCGCCCGCCGCAAGGCGGCCAUCCUGGCGCAGCUCGCGGUCCCGGACGACGAGUACACGGACCUCAGCCCCAAGGGCACGGUCGACGCGGGCAUCAGGGACCUGAUCGACGAGAUCAACGGGCUCGCCGGGCUCGUCACCACCAGCAGCUGCGCCGGGCGGGUCAGCGUGUUCCUCGAGGGCCGGAGGGCGGGCAGGGGCGGCCCCGCGGCCGCGGACGAGAGCCACCAGCUGCCGGGCCACCCGCUGGCGGUCGUGGAUGGUGAAGGGGACGGGGAGGACGUGGAGGAUGGUGCGACUGUGGGUGGUGGCGUGAGGUCUGGCGGUGGCGAUGGUGGUAGUAAUAAGGACACGCCGUCAGCCUCGGCAGAGACUGUCGCGGGCGUGGGCGGCAAGGGCGGCGGGGGCAGGUGGCUGUUUGUCUCGCAUGAGCCUGUCGAGUCGCACGGCAAGCUGGACAGCGAGCCCAAUAUCGUGGCUGCGCUGCUGGGCAUGGAGGAGCCCAUCUUUGACGGGAAGGAUGGUAGUUCGGCGGAGGAGAUGGGAGAGAGCAGGUUGAUCCAUUUCAAGUUUGAGCCUAUGAUCUUACACGUCCUCACGGCGUCGCCUCAACACGCCCAGCUCAUACUCCGCUGUGGCCUACAGGCUGGCUUCCGUGAGAGCGGAGCCAUCAACCUCAUCCCAUCGCCAACGGCCUCUUCCUCUACAUAUGACGCAGCAUCAGCGACACCCAUCGUGGCGAUCCGCUCAAUGGGGCUGGGUCUGGAGAGCCUGAUCGGGCGGGAGACGAACGGGAUCAAGCACUGCACCGUGUCUGUGGAGUACCUCCGGGCUCUGGUUAAGAUCGCCAACGAGAGGUUUGCCGAGAACACGAGGCGGAUUGCUCGCUUCAGGACGUACCUGAAGGAGGCCACGGCCGGGGAGAAGCGGAAGGGGAGGAAAGGAGAAGGCGGCGGCGACUGGGAGGACGCCGAGGUCAGGAGGGAGAGGAAGAGGCUUGAGGGCUUGAAGAGGGCGGAGGAGGCUAGGAAGAUCAAAGAACAGCAACAGAAACAGCAAGAGAGCGAGGCUGAUGAGACUCCGGGCCUGGACUCGCUAGAACAAAUACCAUAA
Molecule: messenger RNA, 1269 nt
Organism: Diaporthe amygdali
Lineage: Eukaryota; Fungi; Ascomycota; Sordariomycetes; Diaporthales; Diaporthaceae
Exons: 2
Coding region: 1-1269 (422 amino acids)
Biological process (GO): tRNA methylation
Cellular component (GO): cytoplasm
Molecular function (GO): tRNA methyltransferase activity
Source: RefSeq, a predicted model, not a curated record